Molecule: messenger RNA, 1485 nt
Organism: Galendromus occidentalis (western predatory mite)
Lineage: Eukaryota; Metazoa; Arthropoda; Arachnida; Mesostigmata; Phytoseiidae
Product: protein IWS1 homolog
Exons: 2
Coding region: 1-1485 (494 amino acids)
Biological process (GO): poly(A)+ mRNA export from nucleus
Cellular component (GO): nucleus
Source: RefSeq, a predicted model, not a curated record
AUGCUGGCAGCUGCAGAUGCGCCGGCGAGAGACGAUAGACCGGAAUCGCCGCCGAUGCGAAUUCUCUCCGUGCGUUCCUUGGCUGACGAAUCCUCCUAUAUUUACGCUCCUCUCGAGGAGCGCAUCCCCAUCGGUUCCGCCGAUGUUUCCGGGGGAAACCAGCCUCCGUUGUACAUAUUCAACCCAGUGAGACGACGCUCGGAUCUCCCGCUGAGCGGGGCUGUGAAUCCUGCUCUUUAUACACCGGAUAGCAAGUCGGGAGAUUCGCAGACUGAUUUUUCUUGUACAUCGAACCCUCUCGUCCCCGAGAACGCUGCUUUUGAACCCUUCAUCCCAUUGAAGAAAAUCAAGGAAGAGAUCGAGAGCGAGACUCCAUUGUCGACCGAUAAGGACUCGAGACCUACAGCGGAUGACCGCGCUGCGGGACAUGGCUCCAACUCGCUUCCUGAGACUACCACGAAGAAGUCGAGAAAGACGAAGUCUCCGGAAAGGAGGGAUCUGCUGGGUAGGAAAGAGAACGCAUCAACUCCUACCACUGCUUGCGAAGAUCUCCGCGAUCCGGAAGACGGCUCACAAUUCUAUUUCGAGUUCGAUCCCUACUCCUCACCUUUCGAUGAUUCCGACGAAGAAAGAGCCCACGAGGUAGAACGAACCUUGGAAGGGGUCAACCAUAAGAACUUCACGACUGGUAUCCUCAGGGAGCUCGAUGUGCACAAUAGUGGAGACAAUGGAGAGCCACGGGGCCGUUUGGAGUCGGAUCAUUCCUACUCGAAGCCGAACCACGAACAUCCAACGCUUACUCCGGAGGAAUCGUUGGGAACCCGUCUUGAGUCCUCUCCGCGGACCACUUCCCCAUCCGGAAACGCACCGGUACCGAAGUUGAUUGUGAGACUACCGAAGAAGAUGGUCUGUGAUCGAGGGAACAAACAACGGGGUAUAAGGAAGCCUGCCAGACGGCGACGCAAGAAUAGCAGCAGCUCGAACAAUUCCACUGAUACAUCAUCAGGCAUCUCCGCGGGAUCGAGGAUUCCCGAGACGGCCGAAGAGCGGUCGCAGCGCCAAAAACAUCUCCUCAAUGAACGCAAAAUCACCGAGUCGAUGAUAAUUCUCACGAAAAUGCGGAAUGUCAUGUCACAAGCUCGUUCAGGGUCCCUGAACAGCGGCACCGCAAUGAGAGACAAGCUCUUCUUCCUUGAGAAUCUCUCGCAGUAUCUCCGCAGGAACGAUUUCUCCAAGGAACCAUUGAAUCGGAGCAUCCUGAAUGCCAUGGCAGAGUGGCUCUCUCCGUUACCGAAUGGGAAUCUUCCUCCGUUGAAACUGCGUUCUCGUCUGGUGAAUCUCCUCAGGGAUUUGAAUCGAACCACUCCAGCGCAAGUCUUCCAAUCAUCGUCGAUUGAGGGCGUGCUCAUACUGUUAAUGAACCAUCCGAAAGAAUCCGCGAAGAACAAAGCUCUCGAAUGGCAGCUCGUGAACUCAUGGAGCUAG